Molecule: messenger RNA, 1165 nt
Organism: Doryrhamphus excisus (bluestripe pipefish)
Lineage: Eukaryota; Metazoa; Chordata; Actinopteri; Syngnathiformes; Syngnathidae
Product: GPI-linked NAD(P)(+)--arginine ADP-ribosyltransferase 1
Molecular function (GO): NAD+ poly-ADP-ribosyltransferase activity; NAD+-protein-arginine ADP-ribosyltransferase activity
Source: RefSeq, a predicted model, not a curated record
GAGAAUUAUCCCUGACGUUUGCUGUACAUGGACUUGAUUUCCUGAUUUGACACCAUCACAUGAAUAUUACUCCAAACAGAGAAUUUUGUGUAGAAAGCAAAGAGAGAAGAUGUGGGACAAGGAGAAAAGAUUCUUUGCACUUGUGACCGUCAUGGUGGUCUGCGGCACAGUGAGUGCAGUAAAACAGCUGAACAUGGCCCCGAAUGCUGUGGACGACCUCUACCAAGGAUGCAGGGAACAGGCAAUGGAGGAAUUGAUCCACUCAGACGUACUGGGACAAGAGCUGAGUGGUGAUGACGGCUUCCAGACAGCAUGGAAUGACAAAUGUCCCACGCUUCUCCCGGGAGGUGUAAAGGAACAUACCGCAGCUCUUUUGGCCUACGCUAGUGGAAAUGCAUUCUUAAAGGUCUUCAACGAUGCAGUGGAGACCAUGGGAGUGAACGUCAGCAUCUACAAGCAUGAUUUCCACUUUAAGUCCCUGCACUUCCUGCUCAUGGACAUCAUGAAGCUGGUGCAGCCAGCCACGUGUAAAAAUGUCUACCGGGUGACAAGCGGUAACUACAUAGCGGAGAAGGGCUCAAAGGUGAGAUUCGGUAGAUUCACCACAGCUCAUUUGGAUUUAUCGGUGAAGGAGGACGUGGAGGAAGGGGUGUAUUUCAACAUCACCACAUGCUUCUUUGUUAGCCUGGAGGGCUUUUGCGGCUUAGUGGAGGACAUUGCCAUCUUGUCCCCCACAGAGGAGUUCACUGUGGUGGAUGUCAAGCAAGUGGACGACUACAGGGAGAUCAUUCUGACACAUUCCAAACUGGAGGCUUUCCACAACUGUUACAGUUUUCCACAGCCGACUACAGCCCCAGCUGGUGGAAGGGCCCCAGCUGGUAACAGCACCCCCCUGUGGCUGGUUUUGGUACUCGUGACUUGGGUGCUUUUUUCUUGAAACUGCUGAGACCCAACAACAAUCUGCAUUCUCACUUGGUGUCAACACAGUUGCUUUAAUUGACAGUAUGCAUUGAUGUAUGUCAAAUGUCAUGCAAAUUACUCACAUUUCCUUUUGUGUAUCAUAAUGGUUUGUUGUAUUACUACAUAAAAUGAGAUACUGUCUUUUUCAAGCUUUAACCUGAAAGUGCUUAUAAAAUUCAACUAACUGUAAAUAAAGAUGAUGAUG